AUCAACAGCAUUUACGUGGCUCGGAUGCUUGUUCCUUUUGGGACUUUCCACAGUGGCUGCUGAGAGACAGGUGUUUUUAAAUCAGAAUCAUGAAAUUCUGCACAGCAUGCUGAGCUCAAUUAACGAUACAGCAGACCCAUGUCUGGAUUUUAAAGGAUAUUUAAAUGCCAAAGACGAUUACAUGUACGCACAACUAUCUAAGGAAAACAAUGCGAGGGAGAAGACUAAUCGCAAGUUCCAUUCGAUGUUUGAAAGACUGAAAAAUGGAACCUACGAAGCGGGCAGUGUCGAGGAAAUGGUUUUCAAGCUGUAUAACACCUGCCAAACCCCCGGACGCCAAAGAUCUGAUUAUGUGAAGUACGUGCAGCCGGACAUUAAUCUUCCCUGGCCUCUAAAUACUCCAGAUGGCCUUCCGUGGCCAAAGGAACGUUUCCAAUGGCUGGUGACUCUCGCCCGAUUGCAACGCUAUGGCAUGAAAGACGUGUUACUAAAUCUAAAGAUCAAAGUGGAUCGCGAGAAUCAUACUGAGCCCUUGGUAGUGAUCAAACAAUCCGAAACGAGACAUAAAGAUUUGUUCAGAGACUACAGAAUUGACAGUGAGUUCAACGAGAACGAUUUAAUAGAAAAAGGAUUCAAGAGGAGUCAAGCUAAGUCCAUGUCUGAAAACUUAAACAAUCUUCUACUAGCUUUAGAAAGUCUAGAUGAGAAAAGAACCAAAUCAUUUCAGGGAAAGCGUUUGACCCUUCAGCAGCUAGAAAGUGAUUAUGGAAUUUCCCUAAGAAAAUAUCUCGAGACUGUUUUUGAACGCCGGUUCGCGCCGAGUUUCCACUUACUGAUCGAUGAUGUGAACUAUUUGGUGGAACUUAAUCAACUUUUGAGCACAUACAACCAGGAGAUUGUUGCCUGCUACCUAAUGGUACGCUUUCAAGAUUAUAUGAGCUCGUUGACCCAUUACAAUGAUGAUUGCGGUGACAUUGUACAAUCGAAUAUGUUGUUUGCAAGCGAUCUGCUCUUCGAAGAACAUGUUCUGGGUGAGAAAAAAUUCAAGGAGUAUCAGGACCAGAUCCCUCAAAUAUUUAAAGCUAUAAUCAAGUCGUUUAAACGAAGGUUGGAAAGGAAUCGCCUGAACUUACCACUCUCGCAGAUAUCUGCUUUUAUAAAGUUUCUGGACGGAUUGACCAUAAAUGUAGGGAGCAUGCCAAGUGAUAAAGAUCACCGAAGCUUUGUGAUGGAUUACUAUGCAGAUCUUGAUUUGGAUGACGAUGACAAUUUGGAUACCAUGAGGCUUAAGUUAUCCAUGUUACGCACUCGUCGGAUGCUGGAGAAAUUGGAUCAACCGGUGAGCUCAUCUCCGUCUACACUCGACAUCUUCAAUGGCGUGGACUUUAACACAAUCAACAUUCCCUAUAUACUUUUGUCCGAACCUUUGUUUAUGACCCGUGGUCACGAGGUCUUUAAGUUCGGUUCAAUUGGCACAUUACUCGCUGAAAAAGUACUUGGAGCCUUUCAUAACUGGGACGUCGACUUCAAUUGCGAGGAUCUUAUCAAUUUGGGAAAGUCUUUAGAUGACCACGAUAUAUAUACUAACAAAACAUUUCGCUGCUCUGAGAACUUUUACUAUACAAUUGGUGGCAUACUCGGAGUGAAACUAAACUUAAUGAGUUUGGUUCACGAUGCCUACUUCUCUACAGAAUCCGGAUAUGAUCACCUGCAGCAUAUUUUCACUGAUGUGCCCUUGAAACAGCUUUUCUUCAUACAAUUUGCCCAGAGGCAUCUACCUCUUUUUAUAUAUUACUUUAGUACCAAAACCGAAAAAUUAUUUUUAACAAUGCCCGCUUUCAUUGAAGCUUUUAAUUGCUCGAAUUCUCCUAUGAUACACCAGAGAUAAAAACCAAUUCUUGUAAUCUUUUUGUGGUCAAAUGUCGCCUUUAAACCGGAAUUUUUUUAAUCGAUAAGUUCCCAAAUCUGUGUUUAUAAGAAACAUGUUGUCUUUGUAAUAAAAAGUUUUUUUCUUCCAACUUGAGAUAAAACCUCGAUUGUGUUCAGAUUAAUAUUUGAAACCCUAAUAUCCAUAGAAUCAAAUAAAUAAAUUUGCAUUUAAAACCACUGCUACU
Molecule: messenger RNA, 2114 nt
Organism: Drosophila takahashii
Lineage: Eukaryota; Metazoa; Arthropoda; Insecta; Diptera; Drosophilidae
Product: neprilysin-1-like
Biological process (GO): protein processing
Cellular component (GO): plasma membrane
Molecular function (GO): metalloendopeptidase activity
Source: RefSeq, a predicted model, not a curated record